This is a messenger RNA of Notolabrus celidotus (New Zealand spotty), 4501 nucleotides long. RefSeq names its product phospholipase A2, group VI (cytosolic, calcium-independent) (gene pla2g6). The transcript has 20 exons. The coding region runs from base 1126 to 3510 and encodes 794 amino acids. Gene Ontology annotation, cellular component: mitochondrion. Gene Ontology annotation, biological process: cardiolipin acyl-chain remodeling; positive regulation of ceramide biosynthetic process. The record is from RefSeq and is a predicted model, not a curated record. Lineage: Eukaryota; Metazoa; Chordata; Actinopteri; Labriformes; Labridae. Gene Ontology annotation, molecular function: protein binding.
AGGAGGGUUAACAUUACCAGAAGCUACUUGUGUUUAACAAUCCAGAGUCAGGAGUCUGCAGCAGCUUGUAAUGUGGGUGUUAGAGAAUCCUCCACAGGCUGUAAAAUGCAGACUGUGGUCGUAUAGCUUUGGCUACCAUUAGCUGGCAGAGGAAACGGGACCCUCCAUUUCACAGCACAGCCCUCUUCCCAUCGGCUGGUCUGCCUUGUUCCUGCAGCUCGCCCCUUCUUUGUGUUGCUGUUUUUAUUACCCUGCUUGAAGCCUCAAACGCACGAGCCCUGACUGAGAGCCAUGCUAGGUAGCUUUUUGGCUAGCUGUGGCUUCAAAGUAAGGGCAUCCGUUAGCCAGCAAGGCCUACAGAGGAGUGCAUAGAAGGCAGCCUUGAGCCUAUGGGCUGGAUCUGUGCCGUGCCGUGCUGAGCUGAGCUGAGCUGACCGCGGUAAACAUCUGUGGGGAGUGAAAACACGCGGGUGGAGCUCACCUUACGGACGCGGCGCUUCAGGAUGGCUUCAGCGGCGAACACUCGAUCUCCCACCGCAGAGAGCUCCAUCUUUAUCAGCUACCUGUCGGUGUUUUCCUCCCAGACGGCUCUGCUGCUGCUGUGUGCUCGGGCCGACCACAGCCACACUAUAGAGCAGCGGCGGAGUAGUUAGUUGUCACGUGGCCGGGGUCAGCCCCCUUCGGUUGUCCUGGCAACGAUGAAGACUCUCACGAGGGAUGCAAAGAACCGCGCGCCACUUUAAGCUCUCAUCCUCUGUUUGUUGACGGGCGGCGCCAUGACAGUUCACUAUGAGACACACACUUUAAAGGGUUGGCUGUGGUGAUGGGGCCCACUGAGAUAUCUCUGUCAGGGGGCCCAGAAUUCCUGGCGACGCCCCUGCCUCUUUGGAUGAUCACAGGUCACAUCUUUGCUGUUGGGACUUUCCAGUGACCAAAAAAUAAACGCCUUCGUACCCUUUAUAUGUUAAGCCCCACCCCUUUCACCUAGCAACCAUCUCUUUCCUGGACUCUGAUUGGAGGAAGCUUACGUCACUAAACAUGCUCAGCACGUUCGGUUGCAGCGCAGUGCUUGUUGAUGUAGCUGUCAGGAGUCAGACCACGCAGAGGAGCUAGCAGGUGGUCACAAUGCAGUUCCUGGGCCGGCUGUUGGACACAGUGUCCUCUGUGUCAACCCUCUUCACAAACCCCUACCGGGUCCGGGAUGUGCAGCUGGCUGACUACAGUGGAGGAGGCAAAGUCCGGCUGAAAGAGGAGGGACGCAUGGUCCUGUACAAAAACACUCAGUGUCAGUCAUGGGACUGUGUGCUUAUGGUUCCUGAGACACCUACUAUGGUUCUGAGGCUGUUUCAGGUGGGGUCAGAGGAGGACGCCAUGAACUGGUUCCCUCAGUACGCCCUCAAGCUCCGCCCCUUCUAUGAGACACUUCCUUUGAAGGCAGAGACCACUCAGCCAAUCGUGGACAGCAUCCGCAACCAUCAGGACUGGAGCUCCGCCCACAUUGCUGUGGAGACUGGCUUGAGAGAGUGCCUCAAACAUAACUAUGUGCAGAGUCAGAUCAACACUCGGGAUGCUUCAGGUCAGACGCCCCUGCACCUGGCGUGUGAGCGCGGUGAUGCCGCGUGUGUGACGGAGCUGCUCGAUGAAAGCCAAGCUCGCACUGACAUCAGAGACCGCAACGGGGAGACGCCGAUGCACUGUGCCGCCAAGCAGGACUCUACGGCUAUCAUCCAGGUUCUGUGCUCGCGGCUCUGCCCCGGGGUUAAUGAGCUCAACAACAACGGGGAGACGCCGAUUCAUGUGGCGUGCCGUCUGGGACGUGUGGAGUCUGUCAAAGCUCUCCUAGGGGGUGGGGCCAAGUGUGAUGUCAUUGGUGGCGCUGGGUACCCGAUACACAGUGCAAUGAAGUACAGCGAGAAGGGCUGUGUGGAGGAGAUCCUGAAAGCAGACUCGGGUCAGCUCCAGGCCGAGGACUCCUUGUAUGGAGGGACGCCGCUCCACUGGGCCAAAACAGCAGAGAUGUGUCGUUUGCUGCUUGAACACGGCUGUGCGGUGAACUACCUCAGUAAGACCGGAGAGAGCGCCCUCCACAUUCUGACCAAGAAGGGACGCUUCGAGGCCUCCAUGGUGCUGCUCACGCACGGAGCCAAUGCUAACCUGAAGGGCCAGGACGGAAACACGGCUCUGCACCUGGCUAUGAAGAUGGACCACAUGGAGCUGAUCAAGGCUCUGAUCGUGUUCGGGGCUGACGUGGAGAUCCAUAACGACCUUGGAGAAACCCCGGGACUCAUCGCUGCUCGCACCAGCAAAGGUCCGAAUAGAAAGAUACUGCUGGACAUGCUGUGUAGUGUAGGGGUCCAGCGCUGCCUCCCACCCUCCCCCGGCAGUCCUCCCCCAAUCUCCAACACGGUCAAGCCUGCAGGCAUAGGGUUUGAUGACAUCAUGUUUAUGGGGGCUGCAGUCAGUGCAAUGAGCAGAGGCACGUCUGAAGUGGACGGCACCAAAACAGGGAGAAAAACGAUGGACAGACUGUUGUGUCUGGACGGUGGAGGUAUCAAAGGCCUGGUGUUGAUCCAGAUGUUGAUCGCUCUGGAGAGAGAGGCCGGCCGACCCACCCGAGAGCUCUUCGACUGGGUCGCCGGCACCAGCACUGGAGGAAUCCUGGCUCUCGCUAUAAUUCAUGGUAAGUCCAUGGAGUACCUGCGCUGCCUGUACUUCAGGAUGAAGGAGCAGGUGUUCAAGGGGUCACGACCUUAUGAAUCAGCUCCACUGGAAGACUUCCUGAAGAAGGAGUUUGGAGAGAACACCAAGAUGACAGAUGUCCAGUACCCCAGGGUGAUGGUGACCAGCGUUCUAGCCGACAGACAUCCAGGAGAGCUGCACAUCUUUAGGAACUAUGACCCUCCUUCCAUCCACAGAGAGCCCCCAUAUGCUACCACUGCCACAUUCAAGCCCCUCACCAUCCCACAAGAACAAACAGUGUGGAGAGCCGCCCGCUCCAGUGGCGCCGCCCCCACCUACUUUCGACCAAUGGGACGCUUUCUGGAUGGAGGGCUGCUGGCCAACAACCCAACACUAGAUGCUAUGUCAGAAAUCCAUCAGUACAAUAAAGCCUUAAAAGCAGAGGGCAAAGAGAGGGAGGUGAAGAAGUUGGGUAUGGUGGUGUCCCUCGGCACAGGUAAACCUCCUCAGGUGGUGGUGAGCUCUGUGGAUGUUUUCCGACCCACCAACCCUCUGGAGCUGGCCAAGAGCUUCGUAGGAGCUAAAGAACUGGGCAAAAUGCUUGUGGACUGUUGUACAGACUCUGACGGCUGUGCAGUGGACAGAGCCAGUGCCUGGUGUGAGAUGAUCGACACCAUCUAUUACAGAUUGAGCCCCCAGCUAUCUCAGGAGGUGAUGCUGGAUGAGGUGAGUGACGCAGUCCUAGUGGACAUGCUGUGGGAAACCCAAAUGUAUCUGUACGAGAAGAGGGAAAACCUCCAAUCCCUGGCGAAGCUGCUACUGACCAACUGAAAGCACAAGAAAAACUCAAACAGAAGAAGCUGUGAAGAUGGGACCGUGGAAGCAGAAGCAAUGGAGAGUAUGAGUCCCAUGUGUGGAGUCAAAGCUGAGGAUGACUUGUCAAAGAGGCACAAAGCUUUAGAGAGCCAUGUGUAUAUAGAAGGCUGUAACAUCUGUGUUGGUGUGUUCUUUCCUGAAACUAUUUAAGGCAACGUGACAUCAGUAUGUUUCAUAAUCAUGCUAACAUGACAGUAGCAAUAUGUGAAACAAGACAGACAAAAUUACUGGCCUCUUGAAGGACUAGUUAAGUAGCAUUAUGUGACCUUAUCACUGACUCAAUGUUUUUAGUUCACCAUUUGUUCAUAAACUACUGAAGGACAGAGUGUAGAGAAGUGAUAUCAACCAAAUCAACUCACAGUAACACAGACUGACUAACACUGCUAGAUAACUUUCAACCUCCCCCUCCUCAUUCCUUCUUUUCCUGUUCUUCUUUUAGCUACAAGUAGCUUCAGAGACAUUAUCCACUCUUCCACAUGUACUGACUUCUUUGUGAGGCCGUGUAAUCAAAGGGACCCUGCAGGAAGAAUAGAAAAUCUCCUGCAGCACAGCUUGGAUGAUAGUGAUAAACGACAAACCAUGCUGCCUUAUGUAUGUGGGACCCAAAUUUGUACUUCCUGUCUCUACACACAUGUUCAUGCCUUCACUGUCUGAGUCAUUUAUACUGACAAUAUUUAAAGUAGCACAUAUUUUGCUUGCACACUGGACACUGUGUCACCUCAGUGUUUUUUUGUCUGUCAAAGUGUCUGAUACUCAUGCACUGUUAAAACGACUUAAACCUAGACUUGAAUUGUCAACUUACUUGAAAGACAGAGAACCAGAAGUUGCACUGCUACUUGCACAACAUAAACUGGAGGUUGCAAAUUAUUUCCUAUGUUUUUUGUAUUUGGUUUAAUUACUGAAGUGUAUACUGGUAUGGCAAUAAAAUAUAUUAAUAUGGUUUCAA